Messenger RNA from Cinclus cinclus, 3568 nucleotides. Its product is annotated as KIAA0753 ortholog. The transcript has 15 exons. Gene Ontology annotation, cellular component: centriolar satellite. Bases 21 to 2582 code for a protein of 853 amino acids. The record is from RefSeq and is a predicted model, not a curated record. Gene Ontology annotation, biological process: protein localization to centrosome; centriole replication. Lineage: Eukaryota; Metazoa; Chordata; Aves; Passeriformes; Cinclidae.
UUUGCUCUCAAGCCGAUGAGAUGGGACCGAGCAAGGCAGCGGUCUCUGAGGGCGCGUUUGCAUUCGCUACCCAGCGAUACGGGAAUGAAGCUACAGCUUUACAAACACAGCUCCAGUUUAAUAGAAAUGUUCCUGCAGUUCCAGAGAACCUGGCUCUCAGAUUCUCUCACCCCCGCCCAAUUACAAUAGAAAAACUGAAGGCAUCCAGUGAUCAGAGAAAUCUAGAUGGAAGUGAGGACCCCAACCUGAGAGGCUCUGGGUUGUUCUCAGUAGUAUCUGAAGAGAGACUGAAAUUGGCCAUUCAGCUAGCAAAAAGGGACAUCAAACAAAGACGUCUCAAAGAACAAGUGAAGCAUCAGGUGUUUGGAGAUGUGGUCAGUACACCGUUGUGGACCCAGAAAUCACAACAGCAGAAGACUGAAGUAUUUGCAAGUCGAGAAAAUAAAAAUGCCCUGAAGUCUCAGACUCACUUGACAUGUCAGCAGAGGCUCAACCAGCCUUCCCAAGGGGUGUCUGCCAGCUCUGACGUUUGUCCCUGCUUAGUUAAAGAGGAAGAGCCAAUACCAGCUGUUUUGGACUCUCCACCCACCCAUGACACAGGACCAGACCCCAAGACAAAUUUAAAUAAAAAAGAACAUCAAAAUAUGCAGGAAGUCCAGCGUCUGCAAAAAGAAUUGAGGAGCUAUGUCCAGAAAAUUGAAGAAAUUAUUAAAAAAGGGAAAGAUAGAGAACUAGAUCCUGAAAAGGAGCAGCGGCUUUGCACUAGGAGACAGCAACAAGCUGCAAGGUCAGCUCGGAUGCUGUAUGUGCUCCAGCAACAGGUAAAAGAAAUUCAGGAUGAUUUAGAGAAACUGAGUCCUCAUACAAUCAAACAUACUAAAAAGUCUCGAGCAGUAUCCAGGUUGGCAGCAGCACACAGAGGAGCUGUACGAACCUUGCAGGCAUUUGCUAAUCAGUUUACAGAUCAAAGAGAUGAGCAGAUUCCUGCCCACUACAAGGAACUGGGCAGUCUCAUUCGUCAACUGUCUCUCUGCUCUGCCAAACUAGAAGGGGAUUCUUCCAUUUCUGAAAUUAUCAUAGAUAUUUUGCUGCAAGUUGAGGAUCUGAAUUCACUGCUGGAAAACAAGCAAGCACCAAAAACAGUGAAGAAAUGUAUUUCAGCUUUUCAGACCAAAUCUCCAAGGAACACUGAGACAUUUCCAGCCAGAAGGCACCUUCUGUCUCCAAAAGGAGAAAACAAACCUCUCAGCUUACAGGGACAACAUAGACAAGUGUCUAAAAAACCUCCAUGUGUCAGGGGUCUCUUGAAUGCAGUUCAACAGGCAAACAGUUGUGCUCCUAUAUUGCAUAAUAAAUACCAAGAAGAAAGUGGCCCACCUACUUCAGAGAGAAAUGCCACUUUGCAAGGAAGCACAGAUGUACUGGUGAGAGCUAGAGCUGUAAAAAAAGUGUCUGUCCUUGAAAGUGGUGCUUUGAAGAAGAAAGAUGUGCUAUUGCCUGCAAAACCACAGGGAAUGCUGAAAUCUUUGAAGUCAAGAGGGGCACACCCUCCAGGAAAGCAUGCCCGAUUUCAAGAACCAACCAUAGCUUUCCAGCUGAAAGAGAACAAACGACCUGUGAAGGAGAGCAAAAUGCCUUGUGUGCCCCCAAAGCCUCCACCUCCCUCUGUGUCACCUAAGCCUAAGAGACUAGCAAGGCUUGAAGCAAAAAAUUCAAGAGGAGUGAAGGUUCUAACUGACCUUUGCAGAGGAGAAAUGGAAAAAAUACAAAAGUUCAGGUCACGAACUGUUUCUCCAGCCCAGUGUGCAGAUAAAGCUGGGAAGGAGGUACAGGAGUGGUCAGCACCUCUGUUAGACAGGACACAGCAGGUUGCAACAAAUGCAGAUAUUCUGAGUGAAAAGCUAUUGGAUGAUCUUUUGGAAGAUACUGCUCAGGAACUGUGGAACAUGGAUCAGCAUGAGAGACUCCAGACUGAGGCCCUGCCUGUGGCUGACACUCAUAGCCUGGAGUCAAUGUUGCAAAGAAUGGAAGAAAUUGAGCUGUAUCAGGAGGCUGUUCGCAGGAGAGUCACCCAGAUUGUCUACAGUGACUCCCAGUUCUGGGCCCAGGAAGACAAAAUGGAACUACAAAUGGCAUCAACAGCAAAAAAACUUACAUCUCCUCAUCCAGUUGAGAUAACCAAAUUAAUCAGACACACAGAGCUGGAAAAAGACAUUUUAUUUGAGAAACCUUUUGACAGCACUGCUAUUGAUGAAAAUGAAGCAGAGGAGAAAUUGCAGACUGGAAAUGACAUUGUGCAGCCCUUGCCUCUGAAUUGUCUACAGAAAGCAUAUUCUGUGUCUCUCUCUGUGCCAAGCAAUGUGCUCCAGAGCAUCUUGGAUUAUAACAGCAGAUACAAGCAUCAUUUAAAGCUUAUUUCCCAUGAGGUGGUGGGCAGUUUUGAUCCAUGGCAGAUUGCUGAGAGUGUUUCAGAGGAACUGACAGAAGAAGCCCUGUGUGACGUGGCAGCAGAGCUGCAGGAUGUUUGUGAGGACUAUGCAGAAGCUGUAUUCACGUCGGAGUUUUUGCACCCAGUGCAGUGAAUUCUUUCCCACCUGCCCCAUCAGCGUCAGCCUCAGCCUCACAGUCUGUGAGAUUUUCUGCACUGGAUCUCCAUCAAGGAUUCAUCUUAGGGUUUUCUAUAUAAAAUCAUUAUAAUGUUUUCUUUUUCAGAAAGGACUUCCUUACUUUUCCUUUUAUUGUCUAAUCACCUUAGCACAUGCUGCACUGGGGUGAGUUCUUUUGGACAUGUGGCAAUCCAGUGAAGGAUUCUCAUGGCACAGCACAAAUAGAUGCAAACAUUUGUCACUGGCUGUAGUUGCAGGCUUGCUUGGGGUUUGCUGUUGACUUCAGAUUGGAGUUCCUGAGUACCUCUAGUACAUAAUGCACAGACAAAACAAGACCUUCAGUAGAAGCAUGUGAUAGAGAUUUUACUUUCUUUUUCUUAAACUAGUCUAAAAUGUUACAUUUUUAUUAGCAUUUAGUGAUUCAAUCCUACAUUCCUUUCUCUUAAGAAUCCCAUUGAAGGACCUCAAAAUAAAUGAGCAAUUGGCAUUUCUGCAACAUUGAAUUAACUUGUUUCAAGUAGUCAAGGUACUAGUUUGGGUUAUAUCUGGAACCAGAGCAAUGAGUAAUAAUCAUUUAUGUAGUGUACUAGGGAAAUACAAAUUCAACCCUUGAGGUAACCCAAAGAACAAUAUGAGUCUCUGUUUCCUUUGUCAAAUUUUUCCUUCAAUAUUGUUUGGUCUAUAACACAGUUGUUUUUAACCUUUUAAGAUUAUUUCCUCUAAUUAGAACAUAUAUUUAAAAAUAAUUUUGUUUCUAUUGAUGCCUGGUUUACUAUUUCAAUCAUCCUCAAAUUUACGUCAAUUGUAAGGACGUUACUGCUGAAGUUUGCUGAUACACGAUUUCUGUAAUUUAAAACACCUGAUUUCUAAAAUUUUAAGUAAAACAUUAAAGCAGUAGUGUUGCUACAUGUGUAUAUGUGUGUGAAAGUACCUUGAUGAUUUCUAAUAAACAAUAUUUAUUA